CAGCUUAAAAUUGUAAACUUCCAUUCUAAAAAAUGGCUCGUACAAAGCAGACUGCUCGCAAAUCCACCGGUGGCAAGGCUCCCCGCAAACAGUUGGCCACGAAGGCUGCUCGUAAGAGUGCCCCAGCCACUGGCGGUGUCAAGAAACCCCAUCGAUAUCGCCCCGGUACCGUCGCUCUCCGAGAGAUUCGCCGUUACCAGAAGUCGACUGAGCUUCUGAUCCGCAAGUUGCCCUUCCAGCGCUUGGUCAGAGAAAUCGCCCAAGAUUUCAAGACCGAUUUGCGCUUCCAGAGCUCGGCCGUCAUGGCGUUGCAGGAGGCAAGCGAGGCCUACUUGGUUGGUCUUUUUGAAGACACCAAUUUGUGUGCCAUCCAUGCCAAACGAGUUACCAUCAUGCCCAAGGACAUCCAACUUGCCCGCCGUAUUCGUGGUGAACGAGCUUAGACUAAGGCUGCCCUUCGCUAGACAAAACGGUCCUUUUCAGGGCCACUAAACUGUUCUGAAAAGCCUGUCCAAGCCAGCAUUGGUUCUCCAAUUCAUUUUUCUUAUGUGUCGUUGUCGUCAAUGUCUAUUGUAAAUUUAAUAAAUUCUUUAUAACAAA
This is a messenger RNA of Daphnia magna, 600 nucleotides long. RefSeq names its product histone H3. Gene Ontology annotation, cellular component: nucleosome. The record is from RefSeq and is a predicted model, not a curated record. Gene Ontology annotation, molecular function: protein heterodimerization activity; structural constituent of chromatin; DNA binding. Bases 33 to 443 code for a protein of 136 amino acids. The transcript has a single exon. Lineage: Eukaryota; Metazoa; Arthropoda; Branchiopoda; Diplostraca; Daphniidae.